Messenger RNA from Scleropages formosus (Asian bonytongue), 2107 nucleotides. RefSeq names its product tripartite motif-containing protein 16-like. The record is from RefSeq and is a predicted model, not a curated record. The coding region runs from base 41 to 1687 and encodes 548 amino acids. The transcript is spliced from 7 exons. Gene Ontology annotation, molecular function: zinc ion binding; protein binding. NCBI's taxonomy places the organism in Eukaryota, Metazoa, Chordata, Actinopteri, Osteoglossiformes, Osteoglossidae.
UCCACAGCUAAGGACUGAGAAAUUAAGUCACUGCAGUAACAUGGCUGAAGCUGGAGAUCUCCUGGAUGAAGACCAGUUUAACUGUUCGGUGUGUCUGGAUCUACUGAAGGAUCCAGUCACUAUUCCCUGUGGACACAGUUACUGUAUGGGCUGUAUUAAGGGAACCUGGGAUCAGGAGGGCAAAGCUGGAGCCAACAGCUGUCCUCAGUGCAGACAGACCUUCGCACCAAGACCUGUUCUGAACGUAAAUGCUGUGAUGGCCGAAGUGCUGAAGAAACUGAAGAAGACUGGAGUCGAGACUCCUUCUCCUGAUAACUGUUAUGCUGAGCCUGGAGAUGUGGUGUGUGAUGUGUGUACUGGGAGGAAGAACAAGGCUAUCAAGUCCUGUCUGGUGUGUCUGGCCUCAUACUGUGAAACCCAUCUAAAACUUCACAACAAGCUCAACCCAGGAAAGAGACACAAGUUGAUUGAUGCCACUGGAAAACUGCAGGACAAGAUCUGCUCCCAUCAUGAUAUUGUGUUACAGGUUUACUGUCGCACUGAUCAGCAGUGUAUCUGUCUGCUGUGUACAAUGGAUGAACACAAGGGGCACGAUACAGUUUCCAUCGCUGCAGAGAGGAGCGAGAAACAGGAACAGCUGGGAUCCUUACAAAAGAAAUUCCAGAAAAAAAUCAAGGACAGAGAGGAGGAGCUGCAGGAGCUCAGACAGGCUGUGGACUCACUCACACGCUCUGCAAAGGAAGUAGUUGAGGACGGCGACAGGACCUUCACCGAGAUGAUCCGCUCUCUUGUGCAAAGACGCUCUGAGCUGAAGGACGUGAUCAAAGCCCAAAAAAAAGCUGCAGUGAGUGAGGCUGAAGGUCUCCUGGACCAACUGGAGAAGGAGAUUGAUGAGCUGAAGAAGGGAGAUGCUGAACUGGAGCAGAUUUCACACUCAGAAGAUCACAUCCAUUUCCUCCAGACUUUUCAGUCUCUGUGUUCCCCCCCUGGAUCUGAAGAAUUACCCAGCAUCAAUAUCAAUCCAAAGUGCUCUUUUGAGGACGUGAAGAAAACUGUUUCCCAACUGAAAGAGCAGCUGGAAAAUUUAUCCCAAAAUGAAUUGGCAGAAAUUUCUAAACAAGUGACUGAACUCUCUAUUUUUUUACCACUAAAUCCCAAGACUCGAGAGGAAUUCUUACAGUACACCAGUUCAGUCACACUGGAUGAAAAUACUGCAAGUACCAGCCUGCGUCUGAACGGAGACAAGUAUGUUGCUGCAGGACAAACCCAGUCACGUCCUAAUCACGCCGAGAGAUUUGUGAAUCUUCCACAAGUGCUCUGUAGGGAGGGUCUGACUGGAUGCUGCUACUGGGAGGUUCAGUGGAGUGGAAAUGGUGGAAUUGAUAUUGCAGUGGCCUAUAAAGGGGUCAAUAGGAAAGAAGGAGUUGGAAACUUCAGAUGCAAUGAUAAAUCCUGGAGUUUGUUCUGCUCUCCAAACAGUUACUAUUUCUAUCAUAAUAGCAAAUCAGCUGUAUUACCUUUUACCCGUUCCUUCAAAAUAGGAGUUUACCUGGACCACAGGGCAGGAGCUCUGUCCUUCUACAGUGUUUCUGGCACCAUGACCCUCCUCCAUAGGGUCCAGACCACCUUCACUGAGCCCCUCUAUCCUGGGUUUUCAUUAUACUCAAAUAGUUACGUCCAGUUAUGAUUCAUCCAUUUCUCCAAUUACAAUAACCACUUAUUCUGAUCAUGGUUGUGGUGAUCUGGAGGAUUUUCCGAAAUCAUUGGACUAAGGCUGUGGGGGCGGGGGGUACACACCUUGGACAGGACGCCAGUCCACCACAGGGUAUGAUUGUGAUUCAUAUGACAUGAAUGACAUGUGGAGUAAGAGCCAGUAAACUGGCAUUAAGUGGAGAAUAAUUUAGUAAGAAUGAAUAUGGUCAUAUUCUCUAAAUGGUUUACAAAAGCAAAUACACUUUGUCUUGAAGCAGUAAAUCAAUUUUCUAUUUAUUAGAUUUUUCUAAGACUUCUUAGAUUAUGUGAAUUUAUGUACCAUAUGCAUGCUUUGGGUAGGGUGGCACAGUGGGUUUGGCUGGUGCCCACUGUGUGGUGGGUCUGGGGGUCCGAG